Messenger RNA from Teleopsis dalmanni, 866 nucleotides. Its product is annotated as calmodulin-beta-like. Gene Ontology annotation, molecular function: enzyme regulator activity; calcium ion binding. The record is from RefSeq and is a predicted model, not a curated record. The transcript has a single exon. NCBI's taxonomy places the organism in Eukaryota, Metazoa, Arthropoda, Insecta, Diptera, Diopsidae. Bases 76 to 762 code for a protein of 228 amino acids.
AUUUAAUAAUUCAUUUCUAAAUUCAGUGUCAUAAAACACUACAAUAGACUUUCUAAUUGAAGCGGACCUUAAGUAAUGGCUGAGAAAGAUGCUACAAAUAACGUUGGCGAUGGAGUGCCAUCACGACCAUCACAACCAACACCACAAACACAACCAUCUCAGCCAUCACAACCAAUCCAGCCCCAACAACCGCCGCAAGCUCAACCAAUACAAUCAUUUCAAGAACCAGAAACACUGCAAUCACCAGAAGAAUCGAAGCCAACGGAACAAUCACAACCAUCACCAGAAGAGCCUGUUGUGACAUAUGAUAUGUCAGGAGUUGUGACUCCUGAACAAUUUGCUGAAUUUAAAGAAGCUUUUGGUCUUUUUGACAAAAAUAAUACUGGUAUCAUUCAAAGCAAAAAUCUGGUUCUCGUCAUGCGAUCAUUAGGCGAAAAUCCUUCUGAUUUAGAAGUACAAGAAAUGCUCAAGGAAGUGGAUCCAGAAAGUACCGGUUUUAUUUAUUUGGACUCAUUUCUUGCUAUGUUGGAGCGUCAAAUAAAUGAAUAUGAUGAGGAAGAAGAACUCCGUGAAGCUUUCCGUAUUUUUGAUAAAGACGGAAAUGGUUUCAUAUCACCUGAAGAAUUACGACAGAUUAUGAUUAACUUGGGCGAAAAAUUAACAGACGAAGAAGUGGAUGAAAUGAUUCGUGAGGCUGAUAUAGAUGGUGAUGGUCAAAUUAACUACGAGGAGUUCGUUACCAUGAUGAGUGACAAAGAUUAAAAUUUUAAAGUCAAUAUCCAAAUUUCCAUGAUGAAUGGCAAAGAUUAAAAUUCUCAAGUCAAUAUCCAAAUUUUAUUAUACAUAUUUCACGUCAUUUUAUAUAU